GACCCGGUGGAUUCGGAGGCGGCCUCCUCCUCUCCUCCUCCCCUGCACAGACCACUCGUUUCCUCCACAAAGAGGGAGGGAACAAGGGAAGGGUGUCGCCCGCCCCCCACCCCGAUCUGCCUCCGCCGCUCCGCUCCUCCGCGCCUGCGAAAUCUACCAACGCUAACUCAGCAAGAUGGGUGCCGGCGGCAGGAUGACGGAGAAGGAGCGGGAGGAGCAGCAGAAGCUGCUCGGCCGCGCCGGCAAUGGCGCGGCCGUGCAGCGGUCGCCGACGGACAAGCCGCCGUUCACGCUGGGGCAGAUCAAGAAGGCCAUCCCGCCUCACUGCUUCCAGCGCUCGGUGAUCAAGUCCUUCUCCUACGUGGUCCAUGACCUCGUGAUCGUCGCCGCGCUGCUCUACUUCGCGCUGGUCAUGAUCCCCGUGCUGCCGAGCGGGAUGGAGUUCGCGGCAUGGCCGCUCUACUGGAUCGCGCAGGGCUGCGUGCUCACCGGCGUGUGGGUCAUCGCGCACGAGUGCGGCCACCAUGCCUUCUCCGACUACUCGGUGCUCGACGACAUCGUCGGCCUCGUGCUGCACUCGUCGCUGCUCGUCCCCUACUUCUCGUGGAAGUACAGCCACCGGCGCCACCACUCCAACACCGGGUCGCUGGAGCGCGACGAGGUGUUCGUCCCGAAGCAGAAGUCGGCGAUGGCGUGGUACACCCCGUACGUGUACCACAACCCGAUCGGCCGGCUGGUGCACAUCUUCGUGCAGCUCACCCUCGGGUGGCCGCUGUACCUGGCGUUCAACGUGUCCGGCCGCCCGUACCCGCGCUUCGCGUGCCACUUCGACCCCUACGGCCCGAUCUACAACGACCGGGAGCGCGUCCAGAUCUUCAUCUCCGACGUCGGCGUCGUGUCCGCGGGGCUCGCCCUGUUCAAGCUGUCGUCGGCGUUCGGGUUCUGGUGGGUGGUGCGCGUCUACGGCGUGCCGCUGCUGAUCGUGAACGCGUGGCUGGUGCUCAUCACCUACCUGCAGCACACCCACCCGGCGCUGCCGCACUACGACUCGAGCGAGUGGGACUGGCUCCGCGGCGCGCUGGCCACCGUGGACCGCGACUACGGCAUCCUCAACAAGGUGUUCCACAACAUCACGGACACGCACGUCGCGCACCACCUCUUCUCCACCAUGCCGCACUACCACGCCAUGGAGGCCACUAAGGCGAUCCGCCCCAUCCUCGGCGAGUACUACCAGUUCGACCCGACGCCCGUCGCCAAGGCGACAUGGCGCGAGGCCAAGGAGUGCAUCUACGUCGAGCCUGAGGACAACAAGGGCGUCUUCUGGUACAACAACAAGUUCUAACUGCUGCUGCUGUGAAAUCAGCAUCACACAUCCAUAGCCAAGCAGCAAACAAAUUUGAAGAAGAAGAUUACAAGGGAAGAGAAGAUAGUGUCUUCGGAAAUCGUCGUAGCAAGUAUCCAUCCAUCCAUCCAACCCAUGAACAAUCGUCUAUCUAUCCAUGCAUCUAUCUAUGGUUAGUCUCUUUAGAUAGGAGAGGGCACUUGGGCACAGAGGAAGGCUAUUGCAGUGCCAUUGCUAGAGUUGCCAUCAAGUGCAAAGUAGGCGGAUCAGGCGUGUGUCAUGCCUGUGGAUUUGUAGUCUAUGUAUGUGUCAGCUGCUGAGCUCCGGUGUCGCAGCCUUGGUCCCUGUCGUGUUAUUUCCAUCGUUUUUUUCCCUCCGCCAUUGUUCGGUUUAGGUGUUGUCAUGGUCGGCGUCCGUGUGGACGACGUGUCUUGUGCGGUUUGUCUGUCAUUGAGUUGGCUCCGUCCGUUGCUUGCUGUUGUAAAACGCUUGUGGUGUUCAUGGCGGAAUAACUAAACGUCGAAUGGAAUGACAACUUUUUUGCGUAGUA
Molecule: messenger RNA, 1892 nt
Organism: Oryza sativa Japonica Group (Japanese rice)
Lineage: Eukaryota; Viridiplantae; Streptophyta; Magnoliopsida; Poales; Poaceae
Product: fatty acid desaturase DES2
Biological process (GO): lipid metabolic process
Molecular function (GO): oxidoreductase activity, acting on paired donors, with oxidation of a pair of donors resulting in the reduction of molecular oxygen to two molecules of water
Source: RefSeq, a predicted model, not a curated record